Messenger RNA from Entrophospora sp. SA101, 2319 nucleotides. Lineage: Eukaryota; Fungi; Glomeromycota; Glomeromycetes; Entrophosporales; Entrophosporaceae. The record is from the annotation of a GenBank genome assembly.
AUGUCUGGGCUCUCUACAUCUUUAGAAGAUUCAAACUUAAUCACUUUAGCUUUAUCCCUACGACAAACUUUAGAACCUAGUACCAGAGCAUAUGAAGAUUCAAACUUAAUCACUUUAGCUUUAUCCCUACGACAAACUUUAGAACCUAGUACCAGAGCAUAUGCCGAGAAACAAUUAGAAGUAGAAGAACAACGACCAAACUUUUCAAUCUCUCUUUUACAACUUGUCACAAAUGAUACUCUUGAAAUAACUGUACGAACUGCCGCUGCAUUACUUUUUAAAAACUAUGUUAAAAGAAAAUGGAACUGGGAAGAAGAGUCUAAGAUCCAGCCUGAAAUAAGAAAAACCAUAAAGGAUACCAUUAUUGACAUUUUAAUUGCUGUUCCUACCACCCUUCAAACUCAACUCAUUGAAAGUAUAACUAUCAUUGCCGAUUCUGAUUUUCCUGAUGACUGGGAAAAUUUAUUACCAAAAUUGAUUCAUAACUUUAGUCAAGAUGAUUUUGUCCGUAAUAAUGCUAUAUUAUUAACAGCUCAUUCUAUCUUCAAAAAAUGGAAGCAUCAAUUUAAAUCGGAUCCUUUAUACAAAGAGAUAAAUUAUGUUUUGGAUAUAUUUUGUGAACCAUUUUUUCAACUUUUACAGGCAACUGAUGCAUAUAUUGAGCAAAACAACAACAAUAAAGAAAAUCUUCAAUUGUUUUCCAACACAUUAUUACUACUAUUAAAAGUUUUCUAUGAUCUCAAUUGUCAAGAUCUUCCUCCAUUUUUUGAAGAUAAUUGGGAAGCAUGUAUGAAUCUUUUUCAUAAAUACAUAACUUAUCAAAAUCCAUUAUUGGAAACACAGAGUGAGGAAGAAGCUGGCACGCUUGAGAAAAUAAAAUCUUCAGUUUGUGAAAUUAUUAUAUUGUACACAAAUAAAUAUGAAGAAAUAUCUACAAUGUUACCACAGUUUGUUAAUACAAUCUGGAACUUUUUAACUACAAUAGGAUUGGAACCUAAAUAUGAUAUUGUAAUUAUUUUAUUUGCAAAACUAGAAAGAUAUCAAGUUAUUUUCAAAAAUCUUUUUAAUAAUGAUGAGGCUAUCAAACAGUUUUGUGAAAAAAUUGUACUUCCAAAUAUGUACUUUAGAGAUAGUGAUACUCGUAGAAGGGCUGCAACAGACUUUGUGCGCAGCUUGAUGUCACAGUAUUUGCACAAUAUAACAAGAGUUAUUGGAGUUUAUAUUGCAGAAUUCCUAAAGCGUUAUAAUGAAAAUCAAAAAAAUUGGAAAGACAAAGAUGUAGCAAUUUACCUUUUAACUUCGAUUGCCACUCCUGGAACUACUACAAAAGUAAGUUAUACUAUUCAAUUAUCAGUUGAACUUAACGAAGCUUUAUUGUUUGCAAAAGAGAUAAUCAGAUUAUUCAAAUUAAAUUACAAGUAUGGUCUCACGGUAGUAAAUGAUUUAGUAGACGUUGUUGAAUGGUUCUCUGCAAAUGUCUUACCAGAUCUACAAACUGUUGUUGAUAGUGGGGAACCAGUUUUGAAGGUCGAUGCAAUUAAAUACAUAUACACUUUCAGAAAUCAGAUGAAUAAAUCACAACUAACUAGUGUUUUCCCAUUAUUAGUCAAACAUGUUUCAUCUUCCAAUUAUGUAGUUCAUACUUAUGCUGCAAUAACUAUUGAUAAAAUGUUAACAAUGCGCAAAGAUAAUGCAAUGUUCCAUAUACUCAAGAACUUUUAUGUUUCAUCUUCCAAUUAUGUAGUUCAUACUUAUGCUGCAAUAACUAUUGAUAAAAUGUUAACAAUGCGCAAAGAUAAUGCAAUGUUAUUUAGUAGGGCAGAUAUUAAGCCAUAUACUCAAGAACUUUUAAUUAGUUUAUUCAGAUUAAUCGAGUCAGGAACAACACCUCAAACAUUAGCGGAAAAUGAUUAUCUCAUGAAAGCUGUAAUGAGAGUUAUUUUCACUAGUCGUGAGGAUAUUUUACCUUAUGUUGGAGAUAUUAUGAGUCACUUAAUUGCUAUUUUAGGACAAAUUAGUAAAAAUCCGAGUAAUCCUCGUUUCAAUUAUUAUGUUUUUGAAUCAAUUGGAGCAUUGAUUAGAUUUAAUUGUCAAGGUAAUACUGAACUAAGAAAAAAUUUCGAGGAUACUCUGAGUGGAAAUAUUCCUGGGCUAGUUAAAUUAUUACAAACAUAUCUUUAUCGAUAUUCAAAUAUAAUAAUUUCAAACGGACAACUUGAGCCAAUUUUAGGCAUCUUUCAUAAAUUAAUUGCAAAUAAGAAACGUGAUAAAUAUGGAUUAGAUUUAUUAAGCUCAGUCAUUCGAAACGUACCUACGUAA